This is a messenger RNA of Anastrepha ludens (Mexican fruit fly), 1115 nucleotides long. RefSeq names its product GTP-binding nuclear protein Ran (gene Ran). The coding region runs from base 203 to 850 and encodes 215 amino acids. Lineage: Eukaryota; Metazoa; Arthropoda; Insecta; Diptera; Tephritidae. Gene Ontology annotation, cellular component: cytoplasm; nucleus. Gene Ontology annotation, biological process: protein import into nucleus; ribosomal subunit export from nucleus. The record is from RefSeq and is a predicted model, not a curated record. The transcript is spliced from 3 exons. Gene Ontology annotation, molecular function: GTPase activity; GTP binding.
CGACAGUUAUUCGCCGUAGACCGAGUUUAACAGCGGAAUCGGAUUUUUCGCAAUUUUAGCAGCCCAAAAACCCGAUCGAGUGUUGCGCGUGUGGAGAGCUUCUUAACUUUUCUGCUGCAAAAGAUUUUCAAUACUUCACAUUGAGGUAUAUAAAACAAAAGCAAAUAAACAUUAGUGUACAGUAAAGACAAAUUCUUAACAAAUGGCACAAGAAGCUGAUAUUCCUACUUUCAAAUGCGUUCUGGUCGGAGAUGGUGGUACUGGGAAAACCACUUUUGUGAAACGUCAUAUGACUGGAGAGUUUGAAAAGAAGUACGUUGCUACACUUGGUGUCGAGGUGCACCCACUUAUUUUUCACACUAACCGUGGUGCCAUCCGUUUCAAUGUAUGGGACACCGCCGGUCAAGAAAAAUUUGGCGGUUUGCGUGAUGGUUACUAUAUUCAGGGACAGUGUGCUAUUAUUAUGUUUGAUGUAACUUCUCGCGUCACAUAUAAAAAUGUACCAAACUGGCACAGAGAUUUGGUACGCGUAUGCGAAAAUAUCCCGAUUGUUUUAUGCGGAAAUAAGGUCGAUAUAAAGGAUCGCAAAGUCAAGGCCAAGAGCAUCGUAUUCCACAGGAAAAAGAAUUUGCAGUACUACGAUAUUUCCGCCAAAUCGAAUUACAAUUUUGAAAAACCUUUCCUGUGGUUGGCAAGAAAGCUGGUAGGGGAUCCAAAUUUGGAAUUUGUUGCUAUGCCAGCGCUACUUCCUCCAGAAGUCAAAAUGGACAAGGACUGGCAGCUGCAAAUCGAGAGAGAUUUGCAAGAAGCUCAAGAAACUGCAUUGCCUGAGGAGGAUGAAGAUUUGUAAUCGUGAACUUAUGCUGCUUUUUAUCUAAAUACAGAGUUUACUACAAAUUAUAAUUGAGAAAACUUAAAAUUCUAGCGAAACUAAAAUGGCGAGGAAACCAAUAAAAAUAAUUAAAACAUAAAAUGCAUAUUUUGAGACUUUAUUGGAAAGACAGUUUUCCAUAAUAUUCUUUGUUCAUGUAAUUUGUAUUUACGUUGCGCUUAUUUUCUUAUUUUUAGUGUACAUUUUAAAUAAUUUUGUAUUAAAUCUAAUCUGAAUACUUGAA